Cyclopterus lumpus (lumpfish) is the source of this 1410-nucleotide messenger RNA. RefSeq names its product proliferating cell nuclear antigen (gene pcna). Bases 203 to 985 code for a protein of 260 amino acids. Gene Ontology annotation, biological process: leading strand elongation; regulation of DNA replication; mismatch repair. NCBI's taxonomy places the organism in Eukaryota, Metazoa, Chordata, Actinopteri, Perciformes, Cyclopteridae. Gene Ontology annotation, cellular component: PCNA complex. Gene Ontology annotation, molecular function: DNA binding; DNA polymerase processivity factor activity. The transcript has 6 exons. The record is from RefSeq and is a predicted model, not a curated record.
GACGUUAGCGCGCGCUUCCAGCUCAAAUCUCCCCUCUGCUGUGAGAGUGUCGUCUGCAAGCUGACGAACACAAAGGCUGAACUUCCAGAGGCGCCUCUCCAGCUCUCCUUCUCAAACCUGCCGGCCUCCCUUUGGACGGAGUAGCGCCACGAAACCCUCUCCUCGGUUCACUCUACGCAGACGUAAAACUCCCAAAGCAACCAUGUUCGAGGCUCGCCUGGUCCAGGGCUCCAUCCUGAAGAAGGUGCUGGAGGCUCUGAAGGACCUGAUCACAGAAGCCUGCUGGGACGUCAGCUCGUCCGGCAUCUCCCUGCAGAGCAUGGACUCGUCUCACGUGUCGCUGGUCCAGCUCACGCUGCGGCACGACGGCUUCGACUCGUACCGCUGCGACAGGAACCUCGCCAUGGGAGUCAACCUCAGCAGUAUGUCCAAAAUCCUGAAGUGUGCAGGAAAUGAAGACAUCAUCACCCUCCGAGCAGAAGACAAUGCAGACACACUGGCCCUGGUGUUUGAGACACUCAACCAGGAGAAAGUCUCCGAUUACGAGAUGAAGUUGAUGGACCUGGACGUGGAGCAGCUCGGUAUUCCAGAGCAGGAAUACAGCUGUGUGGUAAAGAUGCCCUCUGGGGAGUUUGCCCGCAUCUGCCGCGACCUGUCCCAGAUCGGUGACGCCGUCAUGAUCUCCUGUGCCAAAGACGGAGUCAAGUUCUCCGCCUCGGGAGAGCUGGGCACAGGGAACGUCAAGCUGUCCCAGACCAGCAACGUGGACAAGGAGGACGAGGCGGUCACUAUUGAGAUGAACGAACCCGUCCAGCUGAUCUUUGCCCUCAACUAUUUGAACUUCUUCACCAAGGCGACGCCGCUGUCCAAGACAGUCACCCUCAGCAUGUCUGCUGAUAUCCCCCUCGUGGUGGAGUACAAGAUCGCCGAUAUGGGACACGUCAAAUACUACUUGGCACCCAAGAUCGACGAAGAAGCUUCCUAAGUUGUUAAAUACCGGCCCACGUAGGGGAAUAGAGGAAAGCAGGCGACUGGGACUCAAAGUGAAGGGAUCUCACGGUGGUCGAUCUUCUUAUUUCCCGUCUAAUGAGAUUCACAGCAGGAGGUUUUAUAAACUCAUCUGUCAGCCACGUGAUUGAUGACAUCUGUGUGAUGUGAUGGAGCGCCAGUGUUUUGGACUCUUCGGUGUUCAAAGCCACUGCAUGUGUUGUUCAGACUGCCUCGGUGUCAAUUCCAGCACUCUGCGCUCUAGUUUUUGCCCUGUUUUUGGGAAAGGCCGUUAGCAAUUGUCCCAUUCCUCCUUGUAGAUAACACAUUUGUAAAUACUUCCUGUGGUUUCGCACUGUCAGUCGACUCCAAAUGUUUUUGUAUUCUUUGAUUCAGUCCAAAAUAAAUAAGUUGUUUCAGAAA